UAAACCUACAGAUGAUCAAUGGCUAAAUUCUGUUGCAUCACUUAUACCAUUUGCAACAAUCGAAGAAGAUCUAGAAGAAUACUAUAAUUACCCUGGAGAAUCUUAUUUUACAUACGAAUCAGAAGAAGAUAAUUCGGAUACAGAAAUGACAAUAUUUAACGCUAACUCAAAUUCAAGAAUAUUAGAACGUGGUACUACAUAUUUAUUAUUUUCUGAAUCUGAAAUAGAAUCACAAUCAAGAUCAACCGUUUUCACACCUUUUAAACCACCAUUCAAGAAAGCAAAGAUUUCAAGUUCUAAACACCAGCAAUCUAAUUUACAACAAAAUCAAUUUUAUAACACUCAGGAAAAUCAAUUAUACAACAUCCAAGAAAAUCGAUCAUAUAACAUCCAAGAAAAUCGAUCAGAUAACGCUCAAGAAAAUCAUUCAUAUUACGCUCAAGAAAAUCAAUCAUAUAACGCUCAAGAAAAUUAA
This is a messenger RNA of Racocetra persica, 475 nucleotides long. NCBI's taxonomy places the organism in Eukaryota, Fungi, Glomeromycota, Glomeromycetes, Diversisporales, Gigasporaceae. The record is from the annotation of a GenBank genome assembly.